This is a messenger RNA of Rangifer tarandus platyrhynchus (Svalbard reindeer), 609 nucleotides long. The record is from the annotation of a GenBank genome assembly. Lineage: Eukaryota; Metazoa; Chordata; Mammalia; Artiodactyla; Cervidae.
AUGCCCGCUUGGUGCCCCCUAGGGCGCUGGAGACUGUCGUGCUCAGCCUUCUACCUGCCAGAGCUGCCGGGAUGUCCGGGGAGUGGGGGAGCACUGCAAACCAGAUGCCCAGGUGAGUCAACUGAGACUCAGCGGGGUAAGCUGACACGCUGGGAUGGCGUGAGAGGGGAUGGGAACCCCGGGAUGGCUCCAGCUGCCCUGGGCCUUCUGCCACUCACAGGCUUCUCCACAGAGCAGGGCCUGGAGGCCGCAGGGCCAUCCCACCCUCAGAACAUGCGGGAGCGAGAUCCCACUUUACAGACGGGAAAACAGAGGCUCCGAGGGCUCUACCCCUUGCCUGAGGAAUUCGUCACAGUUCAUCGCCACGUCUUCUGCUGCCCAGGCCAAGCGGUUGCCUGGAAUUUGGGCCAGCCUCCUUUUUGCCCAGAUGUUGGACCAGGUCCUUUGAAUUCCCGGCAAAAGGGAGAGGUCCACAGACAUUUCAGAGCUCAAAUUAGGACAGUGGACUGUGGCUCCCUAACCUGCUUUGUGGCGAACCUGAGAAGUGACUCUGUGGUGCGGCCGGCUGGCGAGUGCCUUCAGCCUGGGCAGCAAGACCCUUUUUCAUGA